Trichosurus vulpecula (common brushtail) is the source of this 733-nucleotide messenger RNA. RefSeq names its product anaphase promoting complex subunit 15 (gene ANAPC15). The transcript has 5 exons. Lineage: Eukaryota; Metazoa; Chordata; Mammalia; Diprotodontia; Phalangeridae. Gene Ontology annotation, cellular component: anaphase-promoting complex. Gene Ontology annotation, biological process: regulation of mitotic cell cycle spindle assembly checkpoint. The record is from RefSeq and is a predicted model, not a curated record. The coding region runs from base 33 to 542 and encodes 169 amino acids.
GGAGGCGUAGCGAGGAAGCCCUCGGUUCGCGCAUGCGCGUCCCUAGAGAAGGCGAUUGUGGCGGUGAUACGCUUGAGCAAAGAGCGAAUCUUUGUCAGGUACUGGCGCAACGUUCUACUGAGGGAGACGGAAGUACUUCCGGGUCGCCACCAGCUACCACUUCCUGGAGCGGAGCCAUGUCUACUCUGUUCCCCUCACUACUUCCACGUGUCACUGAGUCCUUGUGGUUUAACCUGGAUCGACCCUGUGUGGAUGAAAACGAGCUUCAGCAGCAAGAACAGCAGCAUCAGGCCUGGCUCCAGAGUAUUGCCGAGAGAGACAACAACCUAGUACCCAUUGGGAAACCAGCGUCAGAGCAUUAUGAUGAUGAGGAAGAAGAGGAUGAUGAAGAUGAUGAGGACAGCGAGGAAGACUCAGAAGAUGAUGAGGACAUGCAGGACAUGGAUGAGAUGAAUGAUUAUAAUGAGUCCCCCGAUGAUGGGGAGAUCAAUGAGGUGGAUAUGGAAGGUGCUGAGCAGGACCAGGACCAGUGGAUGAUCUAGCUGGGGCUGGCAGGACAGUGCUUCAGACUGGACCCCAGAACUGUCUUCUUUCUCUGGGCCUCUUGGGUACAGGGCAGUUACCCACUGAAGCCCAGAGGGAGCUGCUUAGCCAAGUUUCUGGCCUUCCUCCCCUCCCCACCACCCACCUCCUAACCCCUUUAAUAAAGACAUGGGGUAGUUUCUUUUUCAAA